AUGGCAACAGGCGGAUUUGCUCUCCCUAACUAUAAUGAAUCCUCAGCUCAGCAGAGAAAAAUGCUUCUAAAAGCUACCCAAACUUUUGGCGAAAUUCUCAAUUUUUCUCCAACCCUCACAAAUGGCACUAUAGUAAUCGCUGACUAUGGGUCGUCUGAGGUCUACAACUCUAUGGUCUUUCUUAGCAGAACUCUUCAGAAUUUCAGAAAAAUUUCGUCCCAGCCCAUUCUUGUCUUCCACAAUGACCUGCCUGACAAUAAUUGGGUAGCUGCAAAUAAAAUCCUAUUGGAGUCUGAAGAGUCCUAUAUAAAAAUCCCUGACGUUUAUUUUUCAGCUAUAGGCAGAUCUUUUUAUGAUCAAAUUUUACCUAAUAAUUCUGUCCACAUUGGGUUUUCCUCAGCAGCUAUCCAUUGGUUAUCCCAGCCUUUAAGUGCUCCAGACCAUAUUCUCCCAUCCUCUUCUAAUGAUCCUACCUUUAAAGCCAUAGCUUCAGAGCUUGCCCAUAGAGACUUACUUACUUUUCUUUCCCACAGACAUAAAGAACUAGUAAAUAAUGGCCGUUUACUCUUACAAUUCGCUGACUCUAAUAAUAACUCAAGCUUAGCAAGCACAGUAAUGCAGCAAGUCUCUAUAAAUUUAUUAUCCAGAGGGGUAAUUACAGAAGAAGAAAAAAGAGACUUGACGAUGCCAAUUUAUAGGAGAAGUAAUGAAGAAAUCCAACAGGUGUUAGAAGAAGUUUCAGGUUUAUUUAGGGUAAUUUCGAUAGAAAAAAUAGAAGCAAAAAGGUAUGAAGGGGUGUCUGAUGAACAUUUAAGGGAGGUUGUAGAGCAGAUCAAGAAGUAUGGGCCUGGGAUGAUGAGGACACCUUUGUUGAGAGCGAUAAAAAGGGAUAGCGAAGAAUUUGAGAGGAUUUUUGAGAUUUUUGCAAAAAAAGCCUGCGAGGUAUUUGAGAGCAUUGAUGCAAGAAAUUCUUUGUCGAGCUACCAUUCGAUUGUGCUGGAGAAAAUUGCUAGAGAAUAA
This is a messenger RNA of Blepharisma stoltei, 1020 nucleotides long. The record is from the annotation of a GenBank genome assembly. Lineage: Eukaryota; Ciliophora; Heterotrichea; Heterotrichida; Blepharismidae.